Molecule: messenger RNA, 2199 nt
Organism: Stegodyphus dumicola
Lineage: Eukaryota; Metazoa; Arthropoda; Arachnida; Araneae; Eresidae
Product: flavin-containing monooxygenase 5-like
Molecular function (GO): flavin adenine dinucleotide binding; NADP binding; N,N-dimethylaniline monooxygenase activity
Source: RefSeq, a predicted model, not a curated record
GAAUCAAACAACUUGACCUUCGUGUUGCUUAUUUCCUAUCAAAAGUUGAUAUAGCUUGUAUUGUAUUACUUUGUUGAAGAGAAUAAUCAUCGCCCAAGCAGCAUCAGCGUUUGACAGUUCCCGGUGAACACAUAUCUAUGGAUAAAACGCAUGUCACUAGAGUGCAGUGUGGCUAGAUUUGAAAUCCAGCUCCUUUUGAUGACCUGUCGUAUGUCAAAACAAGUUCAAAGGACCAGUUCCAGGAGAUGAACCGUGGAGACGUUAGAGUUGGCAAUACUGGAAUUUACACAAGCCAUUUCACGGUGCGGAACAAAUUAUACACAGUUUCAGAAUAAUAAAAAACAACUGAAGAUGAGAAAAUAAAAUAAGAUUUAAUGACAGCAAAGAUGCGUAUUUUGGUUAUCGGAGCUGGUGUGUCUGGUCUGACAGCUAUUAAAGCUUGCAAAGAAGAAAAUUUCGAUGUGGUCUGCUAUGAAAAAACUGGAGAAUUCGGUGGACUUUGGAGGUAUCAUGAUAGUGAUGUGGAUGGUUUACCGUCAGUUAUGAAAUCAACCAUCAGCAAUUCCAGCAAGGAAAUGUCAUCUUUUAGUGACUUUCCGCCUUCCAGCAGUUUUCCUACUUAUAUGCAUCAUUCAACAGUUCUCAAAUAUUUGGAAAUGUACGCAGAACACUUCGGUUUAUUGGGUCAUAUUACUUAUUACCAAGAGGUUGUAGAGUUAAUACCUGCAGAAGAUUAUGGCACAACUGGCAGAUGGGUAGUAAAAAUUAGAGACCUACACACGAAUGAAAGCAGAGAAGAAACUUUCGAUGGUGUUAUGGCAUGCAUUGGACAUCAUGCGUAUCCUUAUACGCCUUCAUAUUCAAAUAUGGAUUUGUUUUCCGGAAGAAUUAUGCACAGCCACACUUAUAAAACAUUUACUGGCAUGGAAGAUAAAUCAGUGCUCGUAGUUGGUGCUGGAAACUCAGGUGCUGAUAUUGCUGCUGAAAUUUCUAAUGUAGCUAAAAAGGUCUAUCUAAGCACCAGAAGAGGAAGUUGGAUUUUCCCCCGACUUUUUGAGAAAGGAAAACCGAUGGACAUUUGCUUGUAUCGCAGGUAUAAAGUUCUAAUGCCUGCAAAUUAUUUUGCAAAGGAUAUAGAAAAAACUCUGACUGAAAAAAUGGAUCAUAAACGAUUUGGUAUCAAACCAUAUCAUCCUGUCACAAGCCAACAUCCAACAAUAAAUGAUGAAAUACAAGCCAAACUGUUGACGGGAAUGGUUACUGUCAAACGAGAUAUUAAAGAAUUUUCAGAAACUGGAGUAAUUUUCGUUGACGAGGAAGAGACAACGCCUAUUGAUGUAGUUAUAUUUGCAACAGGAUAUCAAGUCAAAUUUCCUUUCCUCAGCGAUGACAUCUUACGAGUAGGAAAGAACAACAAAGUAUUUUUAUAUAAAAACGUAUUUCCACCUCAACUCAAGCAUCACACUUUAGGUGUCAUAGGCUUGAUUCAACCGUCUGGAUCCCUUUUCCCAAUAUUUGAAAUGCAGACGAGGUGGUUUGUGGCCUUAAUGGCAGGAAAAUGUCGCCUACCUUCGACAGAGACAAUGCUACAAGAUGUGAAGAAAACAGAAGGUUUUAGAGUUAGAAAUUUUGUACAAUCACCCCGACAUUCAGUGGAGGUUGCAUGGUUACCAUAUAUAGAUGAAAUUGCGGAAAUGUUUGGAGCAAAACCUCAUAUGGCAGCAUUAUUUGUAAAAGAUCCAAAAUUAUUUAAAGCUUGCUUCUUUGGCCCUUGCUUACCAUAUCAAUUUAGACUCAAUGGACCACAUAAAUGGGAUGGUGCUAGAGAUGCUAUUUUGAAUUAUAAAGACAGAAUGUAUGAACAUUUGAAAACUGGAUGAGAAAAAUAAUCAAAGGGAAGACUUUUGUUUUGAAUAUUUUUGCCGUUUGUUUUUAUUUUAUGAGCAUCUGUGAAAUGCAUUGUGAAAAUUUUAUUAAAACAUGUAUUUUAAGUAUAUUUAGGACUGCGUUAAUUGUUUUAAAUAAUUUUUACAAUUUUAAGAUUCCAAAUCCAUGAACUUGAUAAUCCAAUAUACUGUUAAUUUCAGCUGCAAUUUUUUUGUUUGUUUAUUUGUUCAAUGCAUGUCGUCAUCUUCACUAUGUAUUUCUAUUUUACCAUAAUUCUUAUCAACAAAGACUUUUAUUGCAAAAUAAGCAAAA